Messenger RNA from Cygnus atratus (black swan), 762 nucleotides. RefSeq names its product cleavage and polyadenylation specific factor 4 like (gene CPSF4L). Gene Ontology annotation, molecular function: RNA binding; zinc ion binding. The transcript is spliced from 7 exons. The record is from RefSeq and is a predicted model, not a curated record. The coding region runs from base 1 to 762 and encodes 253 amino acids. Gene Ontology annotation, cellular component: mRNA cleavage and polyadenylation specificity factor complex. Lineage: Eukaryota; Metazoa; Chordata; Aves; Anseriformes; Anatidae.
AUGCAGGAACUGGUGGCGGGCGUGGAGAGGCUGAGGUUUGACUUGGAGGCUGAUGUGGAGCGGCAGAGGGGAGCCCAGCUCCUGCCCUUCCCGGGCACGCAGUGCCCGUUCCGGCACGCGGGCGUGGAGCGGGCGGUGGUGUGCAAGCACUGGCUGCGCGGGCUGUGCAAGAAGGGCGACGGCUGCGGCUUCCUGCACGUCUACGACGUGACCAAGAUGCCCGAGUGCUACUUCCACUCCAAGUUCGGUGAGUGCAGCAACAAGGACUGUCCCUUCCUGCACAUCGCCGCUGCUGCGGACAACGGGGCCUGUCCCUGGUACGACCGAGGCUUCUGCAGGCACGGACCCUUGUGCAAGUACAAACACAUGCGGAGGGUGAUGUGUGCCAACUACCUCGUCGGCUUCUGCCCAGAAGGACCCAAAUGCAAAUUCAUGCAGUACGUACGGCGUGGGAUGGCGGGGAGCUCAGUCCUCAAGGCCGGGCUGAUGACUCGCAGCGCAGAUCCAGCCAAGGGAGCCGAGUGUCCUCAGGAGCUGGCGUGGCUGGCCCCCGCUGCUGGCAGGGAGAGCAGCCCUGAGGACGUGCCACCUGCGGAACCCCUGCUGCUGGCUGCUGGUGCUGCACAGCCCAGGGCCACCAGCAGCGUCCCCCCCAGCCUGCAGUGGCUGCUAGAACCAGGCACCUGCUUCGAGUGUGGACAGAAAGGUCACUACGCUGGCAAGUGUAGGAAGAAUCAGCUGGAAAUCCUGCUGGGAAAAUGA